AUGGGUAUCGAUGUUACAGCAUGGCGAAGAUCCAUUGGGUACUUUAAUUGUACUGGAAUUCCAAGGAAAAGUAAACCUGUGCCUAAUGAUAUCUUUGUUAUGGGCUUAUUAAAGUUGUGCAUGAAGCUCUUAUAUGGAAAGUGUGCUCAAUUUACCAACUAUUUUAAGUUGAUUUUUAUCCUAAUCAUUUUAAUAGUCACUUUGAGCUUGUUAGAUGUUUGUAUCAGUCUGGUGAUUAUCUAUCUAAUCACAACAUUAGCUUUAUUCUAUUCACUUAUUGUCUCAUGCUUACUGCCACUAGGUAUAAAAGCAUGCAUGAGCCCAUUGGAUUAUACCAAUGAGUUAUUAAGAUUUAGAGUUAUGCGAUGUGUUUGUUGUUCUAUCAUGUUUAUCUUAUGGUUUGGUUGUAUCAUAUGUUUUGUACCCAGUACAAUCCAAACACUUUUAGCCAUGUGUGGAGAUAUUGAGCCUAAUCCUGGGCCUGAUAUAGACAACGAUGUUCCAUUAAAAUUUAUGUUUUCAAACAUUAAUAGUAUUGGAGCACGGUACAUGUCCAGAUUUAAUGCACUUAAAGAACGAAUAGAAAUAGGUAACUUUAAAAUUGUUGGUCUAUGUGAAGUUGGGAAUUACUCACAGCAUGAUAUUAAGAACAAAUUUAAUAUUGAUGGUUUUCAUCCACCAAUUUACAUAAAUGAAAAUAGAGGUUUGCU
Molecule: messenger RNA, 710 nt
Organism: Owenia fusiformis
Lineage: Eukaryota; Metazoa; Annelida; Polychaeta; Sabellida; Oweniidae
Source: the annotation of a GenBank genome assembly